UGGUGCCUCCUUGUAGCCAGCACAGCGAGCAACGGAAACACUUCCCUCAGCACCCAGGCUUGGUUAUAAAUAUCAGGAAACAAAUCUGUCGGCAAAAGACCACUAUAGGGAAUCGAAAAGUGGCGGUAGCCUAAUCCAUUGUUUAUAUGUGAUCUAUUUAUUUCUCUUUUAUUUAUUUAUUUUCUCUUUUUUUUCCUACAUUGAUUUUUUUUUCGCGCAGCAAUGGCUGGGUUCCCGGGCUGCGGCUGUUGAGAAACAGGUGGAUCGUCGAGCAUGUUUUUGCGUAUGUUGUGAUGGAUGCUGCCUGGGUGUUGGGAUGGGACAGACAAUACCGAGACCUGUUUUUGCGGUUACACAUCUUAAAAGAGGCUGAUGAGCUGUAGUGGAGAGAUACUAAUAGCGCGACCGUAGCCUUGGCGCAGGGAUACGGGCGGGGAGGAGAGCUCGUCUUUUCUCAGUGUCAUAUAAACGAAAAGGCUAGCUUACAGCAACACAAUUGAGAGGCCCAAGGUUAGGCUACAUUUAAUCUGACUGAUGCUUUUGGCAUCAGACCAUGGAGUGAUAUGGCAACUUGAUCACCCGAUGAGAACCAAAUAAUUCGCCUUGUUUCCGAAAACCUUUGCUUUGGAUGACUAAAAAGCACUCGCAUCCGAGUCGUUUCGUGUGCCGUUUAUAGUCGGUUAUUCAUUUAUUGCCCACGGAUACACGCGCAGGAAUAUUGAAGAUGAUGGAGCUACAGCUGGAAGAGGUCGUCUACCAGGACGACUAUGGUUCUGUGUCCGUUAUGUCGGAGCGCGUGUCGGGCCUGGCCAACAGCAUCUACCGGGAGUUCGAGCGCCUCAUCCGGAGCUACGACGAGGAGGUGGUGAAGGAGUUGAUGCCGUUGGUAGUGAAUGUUCUGGAGAAUCUUGAUGCGGUCCUGACGGAGAACCAAGAGCACGAGGUGGAGCUCGAACUACUCAAGGAAGACAACGAGCAGUUGAUCACGCAGUAUGAGCGCGAGAAGGCUCUGCGCAAGCAGGCCGAGGAGAAGUUUAUAGAGUUUGAAGAUGCAUUAGAGGCAGAGAAGAAGGAUCUCCAGGCACAGGUGGACUUUCUAGAACUUCAGGGGAAACAGCUGGAACUGAAGACCAAGAACUAUGCUGACCAGAUCUCUCGUUUGGAAGAGCGUGAGGCAGACAUGAAGAAGGAGUACAAUGCUCUUCACCAGCGGCAUACAGAGAUGAUUCAGACCUAUGUUGAACACAUUGAACGGUCAAAAUUGCAGCAGACAGGAACCAACCAAUCAGAUACCUCGGUCUGCGGAAGGACUCAGCGCAACACCUGGAGGAAAAGUAAAGUGGACCGCCCGCCUUCACUGAGCCUCUUCCCCAGCGGGGAUGGUAUGGUACGUGGGGGUGCUGGGGGUGCUAGGACGACGUCGUCGUCAUCAGACGCCUGGCACACCAGUGACAUUGGUCGCGCUGUCUACGCCCCUGGCUUUCAGGAGGAUGGUUCCGAGUCUGAUUCGAUUGUGGCCACGCCUAGCAGCACAGGCAGCAAGUCAAACACGCCCACCUCUUCUGUACCUUCGGCAACGGUUACCCCUCUCAAUGAGUCUAUGGUUACCACUAGGGAUUUUGAUACAUCCCAGGGGCGGGGCCACAAGAACGAGAAGAGACUCAGCAGAAAUAUGGAGGUGCAGGUCUCCCAGGAGACCAGAAACGUCAGCAUCGGUAUGGGGAGCAGUGAUGAAUGGUCUGAGUUUCAGGAGAUUUUAGACUCUACACCAGAGUUAGAUAUGUGCAUGGAUCCUCGUAUCUAUGGUGGAGGAAACAGUCCCUCUCAGGGAAUAGUGAACGAAGCAUUUGGUAUCAACACAGACUCACUCUACCACGAGAUCAAAGACGCCAAGUCUGACAUCAUCGGUGAUGUGGAUGCUGGGGCAGAGCUGCUUGGGGAGUUCUCAGUGCGGGACGAUUUUUUUGGGAUGGGGAAAGAGGUGGAAAAUCUACUCACAGAGAACAAACAGCUUCUGGAGACCAAAAAUGCACUGAACAUUGUGAAGAAUGACCUGAUUGCCAAGGUGGAUGAGCUCUCUGGUGAGCAGGAGGUGCUCAGGGAGGAGCUGGAGGUGGUCAAACAGUCCAAGAGCAAAGUGGAUGGCAGGGUUAAAGAGCUGGAAGAGGAGCUCAAGAGGUUAAGAGCAGAGGCACUGGGAGCCUCUCAGGACUCGAAAGAUGAAGGAGGCGAUGAUUAUUCAUCUUCGCUGCAGGAUGACGUUGCCAUGGCACAGCGACGCAGGUUCACGAGGGUGGAGAUGGCUCGUGUGCUGAUGGAGAGGAACCAGUACAAAGAGAGACUGAUGGAGCUGCAGGAGGCUGUCCGCUGGACAGAGAUGAUCCGAGCUUCCAGAGAGAGUCCUCAAAUCCAAGAAAAGAAAAAAUCAACCAUCUGGCAGUUCUUUGCACGUCUCUUCAGCUCAUCGUCGAGUCCUCCUCCAGUGAAGCGACCGUACAGCAGCGUCAACAUCCACUACAAGUCACCCUCUCCUGCAAGUUUCAACCAAAGACGGUCGCACACCAUGUGUCAGAUCUCAACUUCCAACCGCACGCUUGACUUCUUUCCUGAGGAACUGCCCAGUAAUGGUGUUGCGUCUCUCCUCAGCGACUCUGCCCUGUCGGCCCGGCGUGAGCAGCGCCGUGAACAGUAUCGGCAGGUCCGUGAGCACAUGCGCCGUGACGACGGCCUCAUGCAGGCCUGUGGCUGGAGUGUCCCACCACGCUUCAAACAGACGGGCCCCCAGGCAGACAGCGCUCCGGACACCACAGCAAAGAGGCCGCAGGCCAAUGAGAAAGAAGACAACCGCAUGAAGAACGUCCCUGUACCGGUGUACUGCCGCCCUCUAGUGGAGAAAGAUCCUAAUAGGAAGCUGUGGUGUGCUGCAGGAGUGGACUUGACUGGCUGGAGGACGUCCAGUCAUGAGGCAGGAGUGAAGCUGCCAGCCAAUGGCAUGGAUCCUCUGACUGCAGAGGAGGAGGGAGGAGAGAACAAGAGUGAGCACAGCUCUCCAGACAAAAAGAAGGAACUGCACGAGGCAGAUUCCAUGAGUAGUCGUGUGUGGAUCUUGACAAGCACUCAUUCAGCCAGUAAGGUGGUCAUCAUCGAUGCCAACCAACCUGGCUCACUGGUCGACCAGUUUAAUGUGUGCAAUGCCCACGUGCUCUGCAUCUCCAGUGUUCCAGCGGCCAGUGAGAGUGACUACCCUGCAGGUGAGAUCUUUCUGGAGCAACAGGGUGAUGGGGGCUCGGAGGACCCGGGCAGGGUGGAGGGCAUGCUGGCAGGCAUCACGCUGGUCGGCUGUGCCACCAACUGCAGUGUGGUACGCAGUAACUGCUCCUCCCGCACUGACACGCCCGUGAUGGACAAAGGACAAGCUCCCACAGCUCCUGUGUGUAGCCGCCUUGCAGUCUCUCAGUCAGCGGAGGAGGCCACAGAGGCCAUGGAGGUCUCGGAGGAGGCAGGGCCCAAUGAAGCAGGAGAAAACUCUGCCCCAUCUGGACCUUUCACUGAGCAUGUCUUUACAGAUAAUUCACAGAGUGAAGGAGGUGCACUGAAGGAGGAAGUGACAUCAGCACCCACCAACUCUGAAGAGGGAGGAGACGAUCGGGCUGGAACCAGCGUUGCUCCCACAAUGUGGCUCGGUGCUCAGAAUGGCUGGCUCUAUGUGCAUUCUGCAGUGGCAAACUGGAAGAAGUGUCUCCACUCCAUCAAGCUGAAAGACUCUGUGCUCAGUCUAGUUCAUGUUAAGGGAAGGGUGUUGGUGGCAUUGGCAGAUGGAACUCUUGCCAUUUUCCACCGAUCUGAAGACGGUCAGUGGGACUUGUCGAACUAUCACUUGAUGGACCUGGGUCGGCCUCACCAUUCCAUUCGCUGUAUGGCUGUGGUACAUGAUAAGGUCUGGUGUGGCUACAAGAACAAGAUUCAUGUGAUUCAGCCAAAGAGCAUGCAGAUUGAGAAGUCGUUCGACGCUCAUCCGCGCAGGGAAAGCCAGGUAAGGCAGCUGGCCUGGAUUGGAGAUGGUGUGUGGGUGUCCAUCCGUUUGGACUCCACGCUGAGAUUAUACCAUGCGCGCACACACCAGCACCUGCAGGAUGUGGACAUCGAGCCGUAUGUCAGCAAGAUGCUUGGUACAGGAAAGUUGGGCUUUUCAUUUGUUCGGAUAACAGCCCUGCUGAUUGGAGGUAACCGAUUGUGGGUGGGAACAGGAAAUGGAGUGAUCAUCUCCAUCCCCCUGACUGAGACUGUAGUCCUGCAUCGGGGACAGCUCCUUGGACUGAGGGCAAACAAGGUGUCUCCCACGUCGUCAGGAGGUGUGAUUCACGUGUACGCUGAUGAAUCAGAGAAGGGCAACGGAAGCUUCAUCCCGUACUGUUCCAUGGCUCAGGCACAGCUCUGUUUCCAUGGACACCGAGAUGCAGUCAAAUUUUUUGUGUCAGUGCCAGGCAAUGUAUUGGCCACCCUGAAUGGCAGUGUGCUGGACAGCCCAUCAGAGUCUCAGGGGUCCUCAGCUCCAGUGGAGACAGAAGCUCAGAGUGUUCAGAAUGUAUUGGUGCUCAGUGGCGGAGAAGGCUACAUAGAUUUCCGUAUAGGUGAUGGUGAGGAUGACGAAACAGAGGAGGGAGAUGGCGAAGCUCCUCAAAUGAAGCCAGCAUUGGACAAAGCUGAGAGGAGCCACAUCAUUGUAUGGCAGGUGUCAUAUGUCCCUGAGUAAUGAGAUGACACCUUAUGCCUGCAUUCCCAAUCCUGUAACUAUGUCCCCAAAUAAUGUGUAUGAAACCUUAUCUGUUCCUAACUACGCCCAUCCCCCAAAUUCUGUACCCACAGUCUGUAAGUAUCCCUAAGGCCUAUGUCUACCUUCUCUAAACUCAAUUAUUCCCAGUAUGUUCAUUAGCCGAACGUGACUGCCUCUCUCUUCAAUACAAACACACAAGGUACAGCUCAAGAGUUUCCUGCAUCUCACAGCUUAAUGGCAAUUACAAAUGACACUGUUAACACCAUGCUAUAUAAUAAUCUUUCCCAAAACAACCGUUUUGCCAAAUAUGUGAAUACCCAAUUGCUGUUUUUUUCUUUUACUUUCCACCAGCUCACAGCUCACUAAUCACCAUGGUAAAAGGCAGCUCAUUGGUUAGUGAUUAAAGGAUAUGGAGCUGUGAUUGGUUAGGGGCAUUUGGAGAGACACCAAUUGGUGUGUAUGAUUCAUAUUUAUGCAGGUAUUGUGUACAAAAUGUAAAUACUGAGGUUCAGUAAGUAGACCUUAGGAUCAUUUAGGAGAAGGACAGAGAGGGAAACAGUAUGUGGCCAAUAUAGUGAAAUUAUGGCAUACAAAAGCACAUAUGGUUCUUUGAAUUGUUGUUAGAACUUGGGUACACAUUGGAAAGCCAAUUACAAAUGAUUAAAAUAAGGACUCUCAUUGACAUGCCAGGUAAACUCAAUGUAUAGAAAAAAUAAAAGGUUAUAAAAGAAUAACUCAUUCUAUAAAAUUUAAUGUGUAACCAGUAGGUGAGCUGUGAGCUGAUUGGUUUAUUGUCCCAUUUGGGCUGGGCAUUGUGGGUCACAGAGUAGUUGAAGGCUAUGACUGGCUUCCAGUUUUAAUGACAGUAAAUGAAAGUCCCAACUGUUUGCUCUGUAUGUGACUCACCACUAUUUGUUCUCUUAAGUGUGGUUAAAUAUUAAAUAUGAACAUAUUCGUGCUCUGAAAAGA
Messenger RNA from Electrophorus electricus (electric eel), 5743 nucleotides. Lineage: Eukaryota; Metazoa; Chordata; Actinopteri; Gymnotiformes; Gymnotidae. The record is from RefSeq and is a predicted model, not a curated record.